Linum trigynum is the source of this 5459-nucleotide messenger RNA. The record is from the annotation of a GenBank genome assembly. NCBI's taxonomy places the organism in Eukaryota, Viridiplantae, Streptophyta, Magnoliopsida, Malpighiales, Linaceae.
AUCUCCUCGAUAUAGUGAAACUGGCUCUCUCUCGCCCGUGGACGUAGCUAACACACAUCGUGUUAGUGAACCACGUAAAUCGUGUGUCUGUGUUUUCGAUUCUCGCUUUCGCAUUCUUGCUUUGUCGAUUCCGGCUAUUUCCCGAUCCGUAGCAGCGCGUUUAUAACAAGUGGUAUCAGAGCCGCGGCUGGAAAUCAGGCUAGGGUUUUCGAUUCAGAAGAAUGACGUCGGUGAACAUGAAGAUCGAAAAGUUCACGGGGAAGAACAGCUUCGCUAUAUGGCAGAUCAAGAUGCAGGCUUUAUUAAAACAGCAAGGGCUGUGGGGGGCGCUGUCUGCGAAACAGAAGAAGGCAGCGGUCGAUGACGAUGAGUGGAAUACCCUGGAGGAGAAGGCCCACUCGACCAUCAUGCUAUCGUUGUCUGAUGAUGUCAUCAUUGAAGUCGCUGCUGAGAAGACUGCCGCGGGCUUGUGGUUGAAACUAGAGAGUCUGUACAUGACUAAGUCUCUAACCAACAAGCUGCAUCUCAAGCAACAGUUGUUCAGCUUGAGGAUGCAAGAAGGUACGCCUUUGAGGGAACAUCUCGAACAGCUUAACUCUAUUUUGCUGGAUUUGCGUAAUAUAGAUGUUCAAGUUGAUGACGAGGAUGCUGCCCUAAUCCUGCUGGUUUCUUUGCCGAGUUCAUAUGAGAAUUUCGUUGAUUCUUUUAUUGCUGGUAAAGAAAGCGUGUCUUUGGAGGAUGUCAGGUCUGCUCUUCAUACGAGAGAGAUCAGACAUAAGGCGUCCGGAUCUGGUACAGGUGGUGAGGCAUCGGGUUUGGCUGUUACAGGUGGAAAGGGAAAGAAGAAAUCUGGUAAAGGGAAUUCGAACAAGAAUUCCAAGGGUCCCGGUCCACAGCCAGGUGAUGCUUGCCAUAACUGUAAGGAAGUGGGGCAUUGGAAGUACAACUGUCCCAAGAGAAGAGGGCAACAGAAGAAACAAGGUUCAGUUGCCGUGGCAGAAGUGGACAACAGUUCUGAAGACGAUCUCGCCUUGGCUGUAGAUGAGAAGGCACAUCGUGGGGAUGUGUGGUUUCUGGAUACUGCAGCCUCAUACCAUAUGUCUCCGAACAGGAAUUGCUUCACAACCUACGAGCAGAUAGAUGGUGGUAACGUGGUCAUGGCAAAUGGAGCUGUCUGCAAGGUUGUUGGAAUCGGGUCCAUAAAGGUUCGGACACAUGAUGGUUCGUUCUGUACCGUGAAUGAUGUCAGGCAUGUUCCACGAAUGACAAAGAAUCUGAUCUCCUUGAGUCUACUCGACAGCAAGGGUUUCAGUUUCAAAGGAAAAGGUGGAGUUGUGUAUGUCUGCAAAGGUUCAAGGAUGGUGCUGAAGGGCGUGAAGCGUGGGACCUUGUAUGCAUUACAAGGGUCUGUGUUGUCUGGUUUUGCUGCAGUUGCAUCGUCUCAGGUUCAACAGGAAGAUAUGACCAAUCUCUGGCACAUGAGACUGGGGCAUAUGAGUGAACGGGGGAUGCAAGUUCUGUCGAAGAGGGAUCUUCUUUGCGGGCACAAGAUGCAGAAUUUGGAAUUCUGCGAGCAUUGUGUGUUUGGGAAGCUACAUCGCAGCAAGUUUCCCAAGAAGGGUAUCCACCGGACGAAGGGGAUACUGGAUUACCUCCACUCCGACUGUUGGGGUCCUUCACGAGUUGAAUCCAUUGGAGGCAGCAGGUAUUUUCUGUCUAUUAUUGAUGAUUAUUCGAGAUUUACUUGGAUUUUCAUGAUGAAGCAGAAAAGUGAGGCUUUCACGAAGUUCAAGCAGUGGAAGACAUUGGUGGAGAAUCAGACCGGGAAGAAGAUCAAGAAGCUGCGAACGGACAAUGGUCUGGAGUUCUGUAAUUCUGAGUUCAACGAAUUCUGCAAGGAUGAAGGGAUUGCCCGUCAUCGGACUGUGAGAGAUACACCCCAGCAGAAUGGCGUUGCAGAAAGGAUGAACCAGACAUUGUUGGAGAGAGCACGGUGCAUGCUCUCUAAUGCUGGACUAGAGAGAAGAUUCUGGGCAGAAGCAGUGAACAUGGCGUGCUUCCUGAUCAACUGUGGACCUCACAUAGGUAUUGAGUUGAAGACUCCUUAUGAGGUGUGGUAUGGUAAGCCUGCUGAUUACUCUUCACUGAAAGUUUUUGGGUGUCCUGUUUAUUAUCAUGUGGAUGAGGGUAAACUGAACCCAAGGGCAAAGAAGGGUGUAUUUGUGGGUUACGGAGAUGGAGUUAAGGGAUUUCGAGUCUGGUCACCUUCUGAGCGUCGAGUUAUACUCAGUAGAAAUGUGAUAUUUGAUGAGAAGUCUAUGUUUAACCCCAUGUUGAAGGUUACUGUUGUUGAAGGUAGCAGGAAUGUUGAUAAGCAGGUGGAGCUGCAAACUCUCAAUGAGAGUGAGUUUGAGCACCAAGGUGGAGAAGAUCAACAUGAUGAGGAUGUCUCUGCAGAGCCAGAAACUUCAGAGUCCAGUGCACGAGCUCAACAGUCUAUUGCUUCCAGUAGACAGAAGAGAGCGACUGCAGGAGUACCUCCACAGAGGUAUGGCUUCGAGGACAUGGUGGCGUAUUCAUUUCAGGUUGCUGAAGAAGUGGAUGCAGGAGAGCCACAGUCCUACAGAGAAGCAGUUUCGGGUGGUGAAGCUGAUCAGUGGCUUGCCGCAAUGGGAGAUGAGAUGGAAUCCCAUGACAGGAAUCAGACUUGGGAGCUAGUCAAACGACCACAGGGAAGGAAGAUUGUUACAAACAAGUGGAUCUACAAGAAGAAGGAAGGAAUCACUUCUAAAGAGGGCAUGAAAUUUAAAGCUCGGGUGGUUGCACGAGGCUUCUCGCAGAGGGAAGGAGUUGACUACAAUGAGAUUUUCUCACCAGUGGUCAGACAUACUUCGAUCAGAGUGCUACUAGCAAUAGUGGCACAUUAUGACUUGGAGCUCGAGCAGCUAGACGUGAAGACAGCUUUCCUACAUGGAGAGUUGGAGGAAGAAAUUUACAUGACUCAGCCAGAAGGAUUCGAGGUUCCGGGAAAAGAAGACUAUGUUUGUAAGCUGAAGAAGUCCUUGUAUGGACUUAAGCAGUCUCCGAGGCAGUGGUACAAGAGGUUUGAUAGUUAUAUGCUUGAGCUGGGCUAUAGCAGAAGUCCAUAUGAUUGUUGUGUGUAUCACAACAAGGUGGAGGAUGGUUCGAUGAUCUAUCUUGUUCUGUAUGUGGAUGAUAUGCUCAUAGCUGCGAGGUCAAAGUCUGAUAUCCAGAAGUUAAAGGGGCUUCUCAGUGCUGAGUUUGAGAUGAAGGAUUUGGGAGCUGCUCAGAAGAUCUUGGGUAUGGAGAUUUACAGGGACAGGUCGAAGAAGAAGCUUUUCUUGUCACAGAAGAGCUACAUCCAGAAGAUACUGUCGAGGUUUGACAUGUCUUCAGCAAAGCCCUUAAAUACUCCUAGUGCUUCAAAUGUUCAUCUAUCCUCAGCUUAUGCACCACAGUCGGAGGCUGAGAAGGAGUACAUGUCGAGAGUCCCAUAUGCUAGUGCAAUAGGUAGCUUGAUGUACGCUAUGGUAUGCACUAGACCUGAUCUUGCACAUGCUGUUAGUGUUGUCAGCAGGUUUAUGAUACAACCUGGGAAGGAGCAUUGGCAGGCUGUGAAGAGGAUCUUCCGGUACCUUAAGGGUACACCUGAUGUGGGGAUUAGCUUCGGAAGUGAUACAGAGUGCUUGGUGUCUGGGUAUUCUGACUCGGACUAUGCUGGAGAUGUUGACACGAGGAGAUCGAUGACCGGUUAUGUAUUCACUCUUGGGAGUUCUGUAGUGAGCUGGAAGGCAACUUUGCAGUCGGCGGUGACAUUGUCUACUACUGAGGCAGAGUAUAUGGCGUUGACAGAAGCUGCUAAGGAGGGAAUAUGGUUGAAGGGACUGGUUGGUGAUCUUGGUCUACAUCAUGAUCAGGCAGUGGUGUAUUGCGACAGUUUGAGUGCAAUAUGCUUGGCCAAGGAUCAAGUCCACCAUGAGAGGACUAAGCACAUCGACGUGAGGUAUCAUUUCUUGAGGACAGAGAAGAGGAUUAAGGUGAAGAAGGUUGGCACCGCGGAUAAUCCUGCUGAUAUGUUCACGAAGCCGGUUCCACAUGGCAAGUUCCAACACUGCUUGGACUUGCUGAAUGUCUUGAGUGGGUGACUCCGCCCUGCGGAGCAUUGAUGGCGGGAGAGAGAUAGAAGGAGCAGAGUACAUCAGAGAUUUCAGAGGAAGAGGAUUCAAGUCAAGGUGGAGAUUUGUUGAUAUGACUUGAAUCGGAUUAUCAGCCGCUACGACUGGUAAUCGGGGGUCUCGCUGUUAUUUGGGUUCGGGUUCUGGGCCUGGUCUGUAACCGCUUCCUUUGCCAGAUUGGAUUAGGUUUAGACCCACAUGGAGAAGUACUAUAAAUACUUCUCAUACUCCUCUGUAAUCUGUAAUCUCCUCGAUAUAGUGAAACUGGCUCUCUCUCGCCCGUGGACGUAGCUAACACACAUCGUGUUAGUGAACCACGUAAAUCGUGUGUCUGUGUUUUCGAUUCUCGCUUUCGCAUUCUUGCUUUGUCGAUUCCGGCUAUUUCCCGAUCCGUAGCAGCGUGUUUAUAACACAUACCAUGGAGAAAGUAGGCAAUCGUCGCUUCUCGGUCCUCCCUGGCAUCGGCACGCAUCAUUAGUAAUUCCACUUCUCAGAAGAAUUCCUCUGUGCUUCUUGCUUCCUGUCUCUCAUUAAUCCACGUAAUUCCUCCCACAUCGUUACCGAAUUUUGCAGGUUUUGCUAUCGGCGACGUUGUAGCUGUUUCCACCACUGGGCAGCAUAAUCCGUGAAUUCAAAAGUGGCCAUUGCCACUUUCUGGGCCUCACUGAAUUGGCCACACUGAAAGAAAACGAUGAUUUUCCUUUCCCAGUCGAGGUACGAUGAAGGGUUCAUCGUCCCCUAAAAUGACGGUACAGCCAGUUUGAUUCCCAGGGGUACUACAUCUCCACAUCGUGCUACCGAUCGCGUUGAUCGCGAUGUAGGCGAUCUUGAUGGGGCUCAGCGAUGACCAGACAUCACUCCAGAUCGGCAAUUCUAUUCAGCAACUCCAGAUCGCCAACUUCUUUAAUUUCCAUGUCAAACGCAUGUCCUGCCAUGACUGUCUACUUCUUCUUCUUCGUUGGUUCUGGAAACACAGAUGCAGGGUCGUCGGAAAAUGGCCCUUUCCUCCGUUCUGACCAUUGUUUUGAACCAGGCUCGUGAUGUCAGUUGAAAAUCCCCUAAGUAGGUCGUUUUGAAUCAGAGAAGCACACCAAGAUUCAAUCCAAAGAUUGAAUCGAAAACUCAGUCAGGAAGAACACAAAACAGAGUUUGUAUUCUUGUUUGGGAUGGUGAUCUCGUGCAACCUUCUCGUAGGGAAAGAGGCUCGAAAACUUAGAGUAGAUGCUUGGCCACGAACAGUGAGAAUAACUGAACCAUACAAGG